GACGAGCCCUCUACAACCUCUGCCUUACCUCCUAAACCCUCCGUCUAAUAGCCUAGCCUGUAAUGUUCUCCGUCUUCGCCUACGUCGGCGAGCGGCCGGAGAAACGUCACAAGGGUGAGACAAUAGGCUCUGCGCCCGAGUUGCCACUGUUUCAAUUCGCGCGCACUCUUAUUCUUCGUCCAGACCUGGCGCUCAAAGUCAAGACUUUGGACACCAGCACCUUCUACUACGACGAGAUCGAUUACAGUGACGAAGUAACCGACGAGGAUCUCGACAUCUUGACCCAAGCUGUCGUUCAGCUUGGAAUGCCCGACGCGGAAACCUGGCAAGAAUCUCCAAUGAAUUUCGAACGAACUGCCGGCAUCGCACUCCUGAAUUGUCUCCUCCCUAACGUGCAAGCCUUCCACUUUACCAUCACCGAAGAGUCGCUUUCGUAUCUGGAGUCAUGGGCCAGCUUUGCAAGCAAUCAGAGAGCUCCUCGUCCUGCCCCUUUUUCUUCCCUGAAGAGCCUCCAUAUCACUGGAUUUUUCGACGUUUUCGACAAUCUCAACGGAUUCCACCUGAACCAGAUCGGCCCAAUCCUCUCCUUACCUACACUAGAGAUCUUUGCAGUAGAAAACUGCUUUUGGGACUUUGACUUUGACAGCGGUACUGUCGAUACCUUUCAAUGCCCAGCCGGAUCACUGAAAAUCUCUACUAUAGCUUUGACGACGGGCGUCGUCAGCACAGCAUGUAUGAAGACAUUGGUCGCGGGGUGUCGGUCGCUGGAAAAGUUCGAAGAAACUCGAAGCAUGCAGGACCUCGAAUAUUUCGGAUAUGACGUAACAUCGUGCGGCGUGAAUGGCAUAUGCUCUGCGCUUCAUUCCCAUGCCGCCUCGCUCCGGGAGGUCCGACUGAGCAUAUGCGAAACUGGGGAAUAUAUUCUGGAUCUGGAGUCAUGCCAGCGCCUAAAGACACUGGGCCUCUGGCUAUGGCUCAGGGGAAAUUGCCGUCAAGUGGAAGUCAUGAUAAUAAAACUUGACAUUCGAUCGCAGAAGAGGAUGACUCCUUCAUUCGCCUCAAUCGUAGUCGACACCGCGGAAUUUCGUAGUCCAAUCUCGGAUUACUCUUCCGAUUCGGCUCCCCCCACUGAAGAAGAAACACUGAAGCUAUACUACACGUGGAAGGAAGACUGGUUGAACGGAACGGAUAUAGAGCUCGUCUUCCUCAACAACUCACUUUUUCCGGAUUUUGACAACUCGUACGUUCCGUCACCUGAAGGCCUCAAGGUACUUCAAAAGAUACAGGACGAAGGUGUGACCGUAACACCAACCCCGAACGAGGGCAUGAACGCAUCCUAG
Mytilinidion resinicola is the source of this 1340-nucleotide messenger RNA. RefSeq lists its product as uncharacterized. Bases 63 to 1340 code for a protein of 425 amino acids. NCBI's taxonomy places the organism in Eukaryota, Fungi, Ascomycota, Dothideomycetes, Mytilinidiales, Mytilinidiaceae. The transcript has 2 exons. The record is from RefSeq and is a predicted model, not a curated record.